GCUGCUGCCGCCUCCUCUCAGUAACAGUAAUAAGAAAAGGGAAAGAAAGAAAGGGAAAAAGCAAAUGAAAUCCCAACACUCGACGUGGGUGCGGACAAAAUUAGAAGCAGAGCGGCAGAGGGAAGGGAGGGAAGGAAAGACAUAGAAGAUCAACAGCAAGGAAAGCAUCUGCAGGUGCAGCACAACACAGCAACCAUCCAACCAUAGCAACCAUCCAUCUUUAAAACCCACAGCCACAGCUAGAAGGAAAAAACAAGCAAGACAAAACAAAAUAAAGCAAUAGCAACAAGAUCUAGAGAGAGGGAGAAGUAGGGGGAGGGGGUUUGCUGGAGUCCUGCUAUGGAUUAUAAGCAGCAAUUGAGGGGAGCAGCAUGGCAGGUUUCUCUCUAGGUGGGAGCCACCGGCAAGGAGGCGAAGAAGAAGAAGAAGGAAUACCCCCAGAGAAUCUCUUCCUCUACAGCGGCAGCGGCAGGACCGAAGAAAUCGCCUACACCCGCGGCUUCGAGCUAUGGCAGCAGCAGAUCCACCGACACCAGCAGCAGCAGCAGCAGCAGCAGCAGCUGUAUCCCUCAUCGUCGACAGCCGCUCUUCUUUCCUUCUCGGAUGAGCCCCCGUGUCAUCCGCCCCAAUUAGGCGGAGGGGCACGGAUGAGAGGCAGCAGCAGCAGCAGCAUGAGCUGCCAGGACUGCGGCAACCAGGCAAAGAAGGACUGCGUCCACCUGCGGUGCCGCACCUGCUGCAAGAGCCGCGGCUUCCCGUGCCCCACCCACGUCAAGAGCACCUGGGUACCCGCGGCCAAGCGCCGCGAGCGCCAGCAGCAGCUCGCCACCGCCGCCGCCUUCCAGCAGCAGCAGCAAUCGCAUUCCCUCCGCAUCGCAGAGCCUUCCAAGAGGCCCAGAGAGAUCUGCCCCCGCCACCCCACCGCCAUCGCCACAAACACCUCGUCAGGAGGAGGCGGGAUGGACGCGCUGAGCUUCCCGGCGGAGGUGAGCUCGCCGGCGGUGUUCCGAUGCGUGCGCGUGAGCCCGGUGGACGAGGCGGAGGACGAGUUGGCGUACCAGACGGCGGUCAGCAUCGGCGGGCACGUGUUCAAGGGCAUCCUCUACGACCAGGGACCCGACUCCCCGUUCCAGCAUCCGACGACCCCUCGCCACCUUCACUACGGUGAAUCCUCCUCCUCUUCUGCCGCUGCUGGCGCCGUCACUACUGCAGCUGCUCUUGCUGCCAGUCUCGCUGCAAGCACCAGUGCUGGUGCGAGUACCGCGCCAUCUUCCACCGGACUGUUGGAUCCUUCGUCGCUGUACCCGGCUCCACUCAGUGCUUUCAUGGCCGGUACCCAGUUCUUUCCCCACCACCACAGACCCUAGCUAGCUAGAACUAAUUAAGCAGUCGGUAGUUCAAAAACAUUUUAGCAGGCCUAGUCUUUCACCCUUUUUCUGAGCCAUUUUAAUCUCAGUUUUCAGUGAAUGCAGCGUUGGACUCGAUUGAAUCUAACAAAUGCUUCGAGCUAGCUAGCUCUCUCCUCUUCUUUUUUCUCCCUUCUUUCCAUGCCUCGGACUUCUUGGGAUUGCCGACGGAUUUGAAGGAGUUUGAAAUGGGCGGCCACGACGCGCUGAGUUGGUUUGGUAAGUAGUUAGGCAGCAGGAAGACCCGGAAGCGAGCGGUGGGUUUUGUUUGCUUUGCUUUGCUCCAUAUAUUUAUUCUGUGAGGGAUGGAGGAUUAACCUUUGUUGGCUCAGUUUGUUUAUUUUAUCUGAGGGUCAUGUCUUCCAACCUAGCACUGCUAGUCUUUUGCCCAUGCAUGGCAUUCUGAGUACGGUACCCGAGAAAGAAAUAAUGGAAACCUUCUUUUUCUCGUUC
Phoenix dactylifera (date palm) is the source of this 1859-nucleotide messenger RNA. Its product is annotated as protein SHORT INTERNODES 1-like. The record is from RefSeq and is a predicted model, not a curated record. Gene Ontology annotation, cellular component: nucleus. Gene Ontology annotation, biological process: positive regulation of DNA-templated transcription. Gene Ontology annotation, molecular function: DNA-binding transcription factor activity; DNA binding. NCBI's taxonomy places the organism in Eukaryota, Viridiplantae, Streptophyta, Magnoliopsida, Arecales, Arecaceae.